Apaloderma vittatum (bar-tailed trogon) is the source of this 1085-nucleotide messenger RNA. It is a transcript of the gene TPM3, whose product is annotated as tropomyosin 3. The record is from RefSeq and is a predicted model, not a curated record. Gene Ontology annotation, biological process: muscle contraction; actin filament organization. Gene Ontology annotation, cellular component: actin filament. Gene Ontology annotation, molecular function: actin filament binding. Bases 235 to 711 code for a protein of 158 amino acids. Lineage: Eukaryota; Metazoa; Chordata; Aves; Trogoniformes; Trogonidae. The transcript is spliced from 7 exons.
CAGGCUCUGUAAGAAAGCGGCUGAAGCACGCUGCCUUGGGUCGGGCUUCCCGUGUGCUGCCGCUGACCUGAAGGCAGAGCUCGGCUGCCCCUCUAGGCUGAGGCAGAAGUGGCAUCUUUGAACCGCCGUAUCCAGCUGGUGGAGGAGGAGUUAGACCGAGCCCAGGAGCGCCUUGCCACAGCUCUGCAGAAGCUGGAAGAGGCGGAGAAGGCCGCAGAUGAAAGUGAAAGAGGCAUGAAAGUCAUUGAAAACAGAGCUCUGAAGGACGAGGAGAAGAUGGAACUGCAGGAGAUCCAGCUCAAGGAAGCCAAGCACAUUGCAGAGGAGGCGGACAGAAAGUACGAGGAGGUCGCUCGGAAACUGGUGAUCAUAGAAGGAGAUCUGGAGCGUACCGAAGAGAGAGCUGAGCUUGCAGAGUCUAAAUGUUCCGAGCUGGAAGAAGAGCUGAAGAAUGUCACCAACAAUCUCAAGUCUCUUGAGGCUCAAGCUGAGAAGUACUCCCAAAAAGAGGAUAAAUACGAAGAGGAGAUCAAGAUCCUGACUGAUAAACUCAAAGAGGCGGAGACCCGCGCUGAAUUCGCUGAACGGUCUGUAGCCAAGCUGGAGAAGACCAUUGAUGAUUUGGAAGAUAAACUGAAAUCCACCAAAGAGGAACAUCUCUGCACGCAAAGAAUGCUGGACCAGACCCUGCUUGACCUGAACGAUAUGUAACGGAUCCCUGCCACUGCCUCCACCACGCGAUGCCGGGGGGGCCAGCCCAGCCGCUGCUGACCUCUAACCCUUGGGGACCAGAGUUUACUUGCUGUUGCCAACUUGACCAAACACAAAUCUUCUCCUUUGCCUCAGGGUUAAAGGCCAUCAGGUUGGGCAGAGCUUCAACCACCAUUAUUAUGAAGGGAAAGAAACAAUGCAAUAAUGUUUGGGGAGCAUGUUUGAGAUGUACACAUUUUGUAACUACCUUUUUUUGUAGCAAGCAACCAUUGUAAACAUUCCAAGUAACUCGUGAGGUUGGUGAGCUACACAUCAAAGCUCUUGGCUUUAAAAUUUGGUGUUAACCUUCUGUUAAUCAGCUCUGGGCCAACUCU